UGAAAACAAUUACAUCGCUCGACGAGCCGUCUCCUGUACAUCCCACUCUUGUCGACGCCCAACCGCUCUCUAGGGUUUCUAUUUCCCGUCUAUUCCAUCGCGUUUCCUCCACCUCUCCAAUCUCAGCACGACCAACGGAGAAGGAGAUCCGAACGAUCCGUCUCUUCCAGCGUAAUCCACGGAGAGACGAAAGGGGAUAGUGGUUUGAUUUGGUAUCCUCUGUCGGAUGCAGCUGAUGGCCAAGACCAAGCCCGGGAAGAAGGACCUUGAUUCCUACUCCAUCAAGGGUACCAACAAGGUCGUCAAAGUGGGGGACUGCGUGCUGAUGCGGCCGGCGGAGUCAGAGAAGCCACCGUACGUGGCACGGGUGGAGAAAAUCGAGGCAGACCACCGCAACAAUGUGCGCGUCCGCGUCCGGUGGUACUACCGCCCCGAGGAGUCCAUUGGUGGCCGCCGGCAGUUCCAUGGUGCCAAGGAGCUCUUUCUCUCCGACCACUAUGACGUGCAGAGCGCACACACCAUCGAGGGCAAGUGCACGGUCCACUCCUUCAAGAACUACACCAAGCUGGAGAAUGUUGGUGCCGAGGACUACUUUUGUCGCUUUGAGUACAAGGCGGCCACUGGGGGCUUCACUCCUGACCGUGUCGCGGUGUACUGCAAGUGUGAAAUGCCUUACAACCCUGACGAUCUCAUGGUCCAGUGUGAGGGAUGCAAGGAUUGGUUCCAUCCAUCUUGCAUGGGCAUGACAAUUGAACAAGCAAAAAAGUUGGAUCACUUUCUAUGCUCUGAUUGUGUCUCUGAAAAUGAUGCCAAAAGAUCUAUGAAUGGGUUUCCAACUUCACCAGUUUCUGAAGCCAAGGCUGAACCCAAGCGGCGGAAGAGGUAGAUUUGGCCUCUGAGGAUAUAUGCGUUUUAUAAGAGAUAACCCGUCUUGUUGGUAAGAUGAAAUUGUACAGAGCAGAGAACAGACUGCUUGAAGAGAAAACCAUUGUCAUGUUUAUGAACUUAUGAAUGUUUAUAGUACUGCUCUUCUCACCCUUUUAAUUAUGUUCUACUUGUAAUAAAGCAGCAAAUGAAAAGAAAAAUAAGUGUGCCGAUAUAUGGCAAAUUUAACUGACUAUAAA
Molecule: messenger RNA, 1124 nt
Organism: Musa acuminata AAA Group (dessert banana)
Lineage: Eukaryota; Viridiplantae; Streptophyta; Magnoliopsida; Zingiberales; Musaceae
Product: chromatin remodeling protein EBS-like
Exons: 5
Coding region: 227-886 (219 amino acids)
Molecular function (GO): chromatin binding
Source: RefSeq, a predicted model, not a curated record